Messenger RNA from Mugil cephalus (flathead mullet), 2839 nucleotides. RefSeq names its product NOP2/Sun RNA methyltransferase 4 (gene nsun4). The transcript is spliced from 8 exons. The coding region runs from base 43 to 1239 and encodes 398 amino acids. Gene Ontology annotation, biological process: rRNA methylation. Gene Ontology annotation, molecular function: methyltransferase activity. The record is from RefSeq and is a predicted model, not a curated record. NCBI's taxonomy places the organism in Eukaryota, Metazoa, Chordata, Actinopteri, Mugiliformes, Mugilidae. Gene Ontology annotation, cellular component: mitochondrial large ribosomal subunit.
UUGUCGGAGCGACGUCGGACACAAACCCUGGCGGACAACAAGAUGGCGCUGUUCUUGGAUACCAGGUUUCUGUUAAGAAAACUUAAAGAUUUAAGAUGUUUGACUCCCAAACGAACCCGAGUGAAAGAUAAAUGGGCUGCCACACGUCCCAAGUACCCUCCCACAAGGCUCGCCCUGCACUACUUUGAUACUACUUACAAGGUCCAGCUGGGGCAGCUGUGGCCAUCAGUGCGAGUCGCCAUGCUCUCAGAGAAAAAGUACGGAGCCCUUCUCAAUAAUUUUUCCCAAAGUGAUGUUUUGCUCGACCUUCAAGCCCAGGGUUGCAGAGACUUCAUCACUACUAGAGAUGCUCAGACAUACAUGGAGCAAAACCUUGAGGUUGGAACUGUGGAGGAAUCCAGUCAUGUUUUCAUGACAAAAUCUGACGCUGGUGAUCAGCAGCUAUCUUCCCCACAGCUCAGCACGAAUAUCAAGUGCUUGGUGUUUCCGAGAGGGGAUGUUACGCGAUUCAAGCCUGCCAGACCAGACAUUCAUGGCCUCUUGGGUUACUACCUGAUGGACGCAGCAUCUGUGCUGCCUUGUCUUGCACUGGAUGUCCAGGACGGUCACACAGUGCUCGACCUCUGUGGUGCCCCAGGAGGAAAGGCUCUGACUUUACUUCAGACCCAGUCUAUCAGGUUUUUAUGUGUAAAUGACAUCUCAGCGUCUCGGAGAUUGCGACUGAAAAAGGUCCUCCACAGCUACAUUCCUAAGCAGUUUUUAAAGGGUGGGAAUCUACGAAUCACCUCCUUCGAUGGCACCACAUGGGAAGAAAUUGAGAGCAAAUCUUUCGACAGAGUUCUUGUCGAUGUUCCCUGCACCACGGACAGACAUUCACUGAUGGAGGACGACAACAACAUAUUCAGUAAGAACAGGGUCAGCGAGAGACGAAGGCUGCCGCAGCUCCAACUGGCACUGCUGCUGGCGGGGAUUCAAGCAGCUUGUCCUGGGGGGGAGAUCGUUUACUCCACCUGCACACUCUCUCAAAGCCAGAACCAGAGCGUGGUUGAACAGGCCAUCUACCAAGCGCGAGAGGACUACAGCAUCCGCCUUGAGGUUGCCGAUCUGCGACCCCUCACACAAAUGUUUAGGAACACCUUUCACUUCGCACCUGACCUCAGCCUGGGUGAGAUGGUUAUCCCUCACUUAGCCGCAAACUUUGGACCCAUUUACAUGUGCAAGUUAAAGAGACUUGCAUAGAUUGCGGCUUGUUUUGCCUGAAAGCUGCUACAACAAAUCCCUUUGGACUCUCAGAUCAAGACUUUAUCUGCACUUGUAAACUGGAAUUUACUUGUUCACUCCUCGGACCUGGACUUCUUCAUCAAAACUGCGGUUACACCGAACGGUUUGUAAUGGAGCCUUUGUUGCACAGAGAGUUUGUUCUUGAAUAAUACAGAGUGCUAAACAAAAAAACUAAAAAAAAAAAGGUCAUUUCAAAUUUCCAAAUAAAGAGGACAAACUAUUCUCAUCUCAUUUAAUUUGGUUUAUAUUAGUAAAAUACUCAUUUCAAUCCCAGACAAACAACAGGAAUGAAGCAUUGCAGCGUGACUACUUACCUGCAGUUUUAAUUUUUACCCCAUAGGUGUCCACAGUAGAUAAAGAGUUGAGAGCUGUCUUGUCUCCUCUGUGUCCACUAGAGGACACUAAGCACGCAUAAAGGUUGCAGGAACUCCAGUGUGCAUGUUGUCUUCCGCCGUGUCAGAUGUAUGGAGGCGAUGUCUUAGAUUGGUGAAUCACAUUACUGAAACACAAAUUUCCAUCAGAAUUACCUGCUCUCUUUAACUCUGCCACGAAAAUGUGUUUGGCUUGUCCUGUUGUUAUUCAUCAGGUUUGAUGGCUUUGCCUAAUAAUGCGAUAUGUGUCUGUGUGGAAGGAGGACAUAAUGAACAGGCAGGUAAUGACUUAUUUGACCAUUUGGCUUCUCACAUCUGAAUCUGUGCAACUUUCAUUACUACAGCAGGAUUGCCUCCAUUUUUGCAUUGACAUCACUCAGAGGUGAACCGUUCCCUCCUAUCGCAGCCUAAUGUGAGCGGCGGAGGUGCCUCUUUUUCCAUCACACCGCCGAUGACCCUUUAUGUUGUCCUGGCCGGGCAAUGUAGCGUGAAAAAGGUGUGAGUGUGUGUGUGUCUAACGAGUCCACCAUCCACAUCCCACUGUCAUUAAGCUGCUCCAAGUACCAGAGCUGACUCCCAUCCCCGUGUGGGGAUGGACGGCAGCCAUGCGGCUCCCAGAUGAACAUUAAAGAGGCAGCAGAGAGCUAAAAUGGGACGACUCGCCCCGUUUUGCCCCUCCGCUUUUUUAUUCCACAGAUGAGUGCAGAUAAUUUUCGGUGCGAUUGUGAGUGAUUACUGUAUUACUGUGGUAAAAGGGGGAUGUAUCAGGGAAUGCAGAGGGAAUUAAUGACACAUAAAAACUAUUUUUGUAUUGAGUGCGUUCGUCCCCAGGGCCUCGAACGCCUCUUCGCAUAUCUUGUGAUUACCUAAACGUAUUGUAAAUAUGUGUUUCCUAUGGGCUCUUCCAUAAAUUUACAUGUUUUAACACUCAGGAGACGGCAGACUGUUAGAGAUGACUUACUCUCUAUUCUGCCUGUCUAUAGACUCGAAUGGCUGCCUGCUUUAUUAUUGAAUUAGCCAAUGAAGCGCUGUGCAUUUGUGUCCCUGUGUGUAAGCCUGUGUUAGGGAGACGUGCUGUAUUAGAAAGAUGAAUAUUGUGGAUUUAACUGCGCGGCCGUGCUUCUGUUGUGUUUUCAAAUACAACUUAAAUGUUGCAUUUUUGAUAAUAAACAUGCAAAACACUGUAA